AUGAAUGUACCGUACGCCUCCCGAAGUGGACUCCUCGACGCUCGGGGCCAGCCGAUCCAAUCGGGACUGAGCUCGCCCAUCGCCCUGGACUUCAAAAAGGACGGCAUCGUGGUGUUCUCGGGAGGCACGGCGGCCAAUUUUCUGGUGGACGUCUUCAACAAGAUCGUCGAGCGGCGCGGGUGCCCGCUCACAUACGUCAUUCCCAUCAGCGACAAUGGCGGAAGCUCGUCUGAGUUGAUUCGUGUGUUGGGAGGACCGAGUUACCCAAAUGCUAACGAGUGUCAAUUACCAGGCGUCGGCGAUAUAAGAAGUCGACUCGUACGUCUCAUUCCAAACCAAGAGAAUGAGGAGAAUACGGCCCUCAGGGCACUGUUUGAACAUAGGCUGUCUGCAGAUCCGGGGAGGGCCAAGUUGGAAUGGUUAGACAUCGUCGAGGGAAACCACAUCCUAUGGACCUUCAUCUCAAGCCCCAAGAGGGAGCUGAUUCGUUCCGUGCUAAACACGCUCAAUCUUGAGGUUGUCAAGCGGUCUCGACCGACCUCGCUCUUUAACUUUUCCAAGGCUAGCGUGGGAAAUAUGGCACGAUUGUUCUCGGGGUCUUUCGAGGCGGCAAUAUAUCUACUGGCCAUGAUAUGCAGCAUCCCCACAACGGUGUCGGUACUGCCGGCCAUCAACUCCAACUUCACUCACCACAUCGCAGCCUCACUCGCCGACGGCACGGUGCUAACAGGCCAAGUCGCCAUCUCGCAUCCGUCAGCGCCGACAGCCGUACCCGACUCCAUGGCGGCUGCUGCUGCUGCCGCCGCCGCCACUAAUUCGCUGAGCCCAGCAGCGGCAACGCAACAUCCACAAUGCCUCGAACCUACCGGCGCAGCAGCCAUGGCCCGGCUCGCAGCGGCGGCCGAGGCGCUCAACACGGAAGACGCGACGCUGCCGGGCUCUCUGCCGGUGCUACGAUCGCACAACAUCAGCUUCAGCAAGGACGACGAGGAGGAUCUGCCGGCGCGGAUCGGGCGGGUCUGGUACAUAAAUCCCUACGGGCACGAAAUCUGGCCUGUGGCCAACCCAAAGGUGCUGGCGGCGCUGCGAGGGGCCGAGGCCGUGGUCUACUCCAUCGGCAGCCUAUACACGAGUAUCAUCCCCAGCCUGAUCCUCAGGGGCGUCGGUGCGGCGAUCGCGGGUGGUGGCGCUGCGGCAGCCACCAAGGUCCUGAUACUGAACAGCUCCGUCGAUCGGGAGACAGGCCCCAAGGAGAAUCCGAUGAGUGCGGUGGAUUUCGUGAUUGCCUUGACGAAGGCCGCAUCCGGGGGGGAGGGCGGGGAGAAGGAUGCAAGAAGAUAUGUCACGCACCUGGUGUAUUUGGAUGGUUAUGAGGCCGAUUAUGGGGAAGGGAGCGCGCAACCGCACAGUGCAACGGGUGAACUGGCCCCCGUGGUGGAUGAGGCGGCCCUGGGAGCUAUGGGGAUCGUAUGCGUCAAGGUCAAGGGAAGGCUGGACACAUCUAGGGAUGCAGGCGGCGUAAGGAGGUACGAGGAGGGAGAAUUGACGGCGGCGCUAGAGAGGAUAUUGGAGAUGUAG
This is a messenger RNA of Pyricularia pennisetigena, 1578 nucleotides long. RefSeq lists its product as uncharacterized. The record is from RefSeq and is a predicted model, not a curated record. The coding region runs from base 1 to 1578 and encodes 525 amino acids. The transcript is spliced from 4 exons. NCBI's taxonomy places the organism in Eukaryota, Fungi, Ascomycota, Sordariomycetes, Magnaporthales, Pyriculariaceae. Gene Ontology annotation, molecular function: LPPG:FO 2-phospho-L-lactate transferase activity.